GGGCUGCAUGAAAAAACAAAGUUUUUCCUUCGCAGCUGCGGUCGUGAUGCCUCAUGUUCACCGACAGGAGGUCACACUUACCAACUUUUUUUUUAACCACUACAUCACUGCAUCACAACCAAUGGGAGAGUUCAUCGCAAAACCAAAAUGUAAACGGGGUGACGUUGUUGCUGGCGUAGGGCUGCAGUUUGAUGGCUCCUACUAAAUGAAUGCAGAGGGAAUGGACGAGCAAGACACACUCCUGGUCAGACAGUGCGCACUGCUGACCUCCGCUCACACUGUUAGUUCACCAGGAUUUCUUAUCAGAAUCUCACCUCUGAGGAUUGCCGCCUGUUUGGUUUUUCUUUGCAGGGAUACGCGUUGGUUGACCUCUCUAACUGUAUUCUUUAUUAUAGGACACGAGUGAGGACACAGCAUGCUGUCGUCCCUGAAGACCCUGCUGCUGCUCUCGGUCCUGUGCACACCGACCUCCAGCCUGUGCCUCCGCCUCUACCAGACCCGCUCCGACCUCCUGUGCGACGACCAGAUGGCUGUCGGGGUCCGGAGUGACGAGGACGAGCCGGUCUACUCCCCCGUGGACGGCUGGGGGUCGCUCCUGCAGUCCGCGGAGUACCUCACCUCCUCCUCCUCCUCCUCUUCCUCCUCCUCCGCGUCUUCUGACGAGUCCAGCCGCGAAAAAAGGACCUCAAGUCCCGCAAACUACCGCUUCAUGAGCAGGACGAAGCUCAGAGGGCAGAUGCUCCGUAACAGCAACAAAGGGGACCGGAGGAGCAGACUGACCCUGUCCCUGGACGUCCCGACCAACAUCAUGAACGUCCUCUUUGAUGUGGCUAAGGCCAAAAACCUGCGAGCCAAGGCGGCCGAGAACGCACGUCUCCUGGCGCAGAUUGGACGGAGAAAGUGAACAUGUUGGACAACUUUCAUUUAACAGACAGCCAUGACCAGUGUUGGCCUCGUUACUCAGCUGUAAUGAAUUAUUUCUUAUUCACUUUUAAAGUAAUUGUACUGAUUUGUUUCUCCAGGGCAACGAUAUUUUUCUUUUCAAUACCCACUCACAUUAAAGGUAUAAGAAGCAUUUCUAAUAUCGCGAUAACUUAGUUACCCUCAUGUGAAAGGUCCUUGGGAUCAAUGUCUCACAUCAUCUUUUUUUUCCUCUAAUCAAAACACUGGGAAAAUCUCUAAUGGAGACAAUAAACGACGUGAACUAAUGAAACUGCGACUAAAAUUUGGAUGAUAAAUACUGUUUUUGUUUCUUUGUUUUGUUUUGUUUCAAAUUCACCUUUAACCUUUUAUUUAUGUUAGGUGAGAGUAUUCCACUUGUUUCUUUCGCUGUGUCAGACAUUUUCCAGUAUGUGUCAGUAUCUUGAAUCAAGACAGAAUAAGGUCAAUUGCAAUAUGAGGACAAAGUCAUUUCACUUGUAUCAAGAUGAUUGAUUUCAUUCAAGAUUAGACAUGUAGUUUUGCAUUGGAUUCUUGUCAAGUCUGAAAAUGAGACAUUAUUAUUAUUCAAGACUCACGUUGGACAUUGCAAUAAAGGACUUAUGUUUCUUCAUCUCAGUAAAGAUAAGCCCUUAGAUUUUCUUUUUCAGUAAAAUGAAUGCUUAAUGUGUUUAGUUUACCCUGGAGUCAUCAAAUUUUAAAUUAAACAAGAACAAAGCAGUUGUGAUUAGCAAUUCUUACGUCCUUAGCAAAAGACCAAUGAAAUGUUUUGUGAUUCUGUUUCAUAAUCAUAACAUUAGAUUUGAUAUGAUUACAGUUAUUUUAGUUUUUUUUCCUCUUUGCGGCUUCAUUUAUGAUUUUAUUGAAGGGAGCUUUGUUGUUCAGAAGUUCACACAACACAACACUGACACUAAACUACUGUACAAAUCAACUGCAAGAUCAUCAAAUACAGUAAAAUGCCAAUGCAUGAGAAUGUAUGUGUUCAUCAGAUGUCUGUUAUUUUUAUACUCAAAAUAAAGGAUUAUUUUUCCUCAAAUAAAGCAGAUGUACCUAACUACAUUUGCA
Messenger RNA from Lates calcarifer (barramundi perch), 2004 nucleotides. It is a transcript of the gene ucn3l, whose product is annotated as urocortin 3, like. The transcript is spliced from 2 exons. Gene Ontology annotation, biological process: hormone-mediated signaling pathway; digestion; adenylate cyclase-activating G protein-coupled receptor signaling pathway. Gene Ontology annotation, molecular function: hormone activity; corticotropin-releasing hormone receptor 2 binding. Gene Ontology annotation, cellular component: extracellular region. The coding region runs from base 416 to 904 and encodes 162 amino acids. The record is from RefSeq and is a predicted model, not a curated record. NCBI's taxonomy places the organism in Eukaryota, Metazoa, Chordata, Actinopteri, Centropomidae.